AUGGCGAAGGCACGGUACCGGCAGCACUGGCUCCGUGCCUUCACCCGCACAUGGACGGCCGAAGGUGCCACGUCUGCAGUGGCUCGCUUCAGGCCCAACAUGCGGGCCGUGGUUGAGUGGUUGAAUGACGCGUGGAUGAACCUUCCCGUGCGCCCCAUCCAGCGCUGCUGGUGGCACACGGGAUGCCUCCCGCGCGUUUGGGCACUCUCUCUCCCUCACGUGAAAGCCGGCCCGCGCAACAGCGGCGGCACGGUGGUCGAUGGCGCGGAUGGGACCGAGAUCGGCCUUGAUGAGGAGGUCAAUGAUGUUGGCCUCCUCAUUGACCGGCUCUGCCUCGGUCCGAGCGCGAUGUCGGCAGAGGCAUUCGUGGGGAUUGACGACAAUCAGCCCACGUGCGUCGAGCCUGGCGAGGAUCCGCUUGCGAGGGAGCCGGUGUCCCGCGAUGCUGCGGUGAUGUGGGAGGCGCCGGCAAACAUGCAGCAGGUGUACGACGAUAGCAACCCCGCAUCUCGCGAGGCUCGUCAUACCGCGCGCGCGGCGUGCGAGAUGUUGAUCGGAUACGCGCUGGCGACUUGCAUCAUGCCGCGCGACCUUUGCGCCCUUUUCGACAUUCGCAACCCUAUCAUCGUUGCGCAGACCCCUCGUCGCGACGGCAGGGUGCUCCCGGUGUGGAUGCAGGUGCCCACCCCAGACUGGGUCGCUCAGACGGCCCGUCGUCAGGAGCUCAUUGACGCCGGUGCUCCCGCCGUCAUGAGCGGGUACCUGGCUGCCGUAGUGUGGAUGCGGCUGUGA
Messenger RNA from Closterium sp. Yama58-4, 792 nucleotides. NCBI's taxonomy places the organism in Eukaryota, Viridiplantae, Streptophyta, Zygnematophyceae, Desmidiales, Closteriaceae. The record is from the annotation of a GenBank genome assembly.